Messenger RNA from Verruconis gallopava, 974 nucleotides. RefSeq lists its product as uncharacterized. Bases 25 to 927 code for a protein of 300 amino acids. The transcript has a single exon. The record is from RefSeq and is a predicted model, not a curated record. Gene Ontology annotation, cellular component: cytosol; nucleus. NCBI's taxonomy places the organism in Eukaryota, Fungi, Ascomycota, Dothideomycetes, Venturiales, Sympoventuriaceae.
GUUGCGAUACUCCACACACACGCGAUGGCUGUGCAGAAAAUCGUUCGCAUUGCUAUGCUCAAUACUGACACUCCUGUUCCUAAUGUAUAUUCGAAACGCGGGACUUAUGGAAACAUUUUUCAUCAUUUGCUGCUCGCUGCAGCACAAAGAAUUGAUUCAAACAUCCAUAUUCAGUCAGAAGAUUUCGACGUGGUGUUGGGAAAUUAUCCAAAGUCGCUCUCUGAUUUUGACGCGAUUUUGAUCACUGGAUCUGCUUCUUCUUCAUAUGACUCAUCCGACUGGAUUCGGCGACUAGAUGAGUACAUUGAAAAUGUCUACAAUAAUCACCCAAAUGUAAGGAUAUUUGGAAGCUGCUUUGGUCACCAAAUCGUGUGCCAGAGCUUGCUUAGACAGCAUGGAGUUUAUGUGGAGAAAGACCCAAACGGCUGGGAAUUGGGCGUCAAGGACAUCGAGUUGAACAAGAGAUUCUUGGACCGGAUGUUGCAGCAGAAGGCUGAAGAUACCAAGCAAUGUCCAAUUCCGAAGGAAACUAGCACCACGAGAAGCGGGAAUGCGAAAACAGACAUGCGUCUUCAAUUCGUACAUGCAGACCACGUCAAAAUUCCAAUGGCAGGACUACCCUCAGACUGGAUAUUGGUUGGAAGCACGCAGCACUGUGCGGUGCAGGGCUUAUAUCAACCCGGGCAUGUCCUGACAUACCAAGGACACUUUGAGUUUGACCGCUUCAUCAACACUGAAACUCUUAAAGUUUUUGGCGCGUCCUGGGAGCCGGAACGACUUCAAGCUGCGCUUCAUGCGAUAGAUGCAGACGACGACUCGGAAUUGGCAGCGGACAUGGCAUUAAGGUUUUUGGCUGGAUUGGAUAUUACCUCAGUAGACGCUGAAUUACAUAGUGGUCUGUUGACACCUCCGGAAGAGUGUAAUUGAUAUUCGAAAACGGCCUUGUGCAAUAAUAUUAAGAUUAAGACAACUUG